AUUUUUUUUCUCUUUAUAUAUAUAUGCUAUGUAUUAUCCCGAUGAAAUUUCUAUAAAAGUAACCUACGCGACCUACGUGAUGAACGCGUUCUAUUCAUAUAGGGACAGAUAAAUAGAUGUGCAUAUUUUACAUGGCUAGCCUCACAAAUAUCGAGGGAUAUACCCGGUCUAUUAUUUCCAGGAGGGGCCAUGUCGUAGAUGGAGAGUCCUGAGUAUUUUAAUGCUCAUUUUGAGCUACGCAGACCCAAUUAGAGCCCGCGCUCUACUAGACAACUCCCGGCAACAUCCAACGGCCCACACAGUGUGCCAUCUUCCCAAUUUCCCUCACAUGGCUUGGGUUAACCCGGGGCUAUGGUAACAUUCACUCGCCCAUGUUGAAUCGCCGUCAAGAGGAAUCGAACCCUGGUCUCCCGCACAGAGCACGAGAGCUAUAACCACUAAUCUACGGCGCCACAAACGACGAUGGAAUUCCUAAACGCUAACCCUAAAAUGGACGUGGUAAUUGCAAUGCAUUGUAUGUUUUAAUGCGCGACCUAAUACCUGACCUACAUGACCUACGCAUUGGUCAUGUAGGUCAUGUAGGUCCCAUAUACUACACUGGCUUAUAAACUCUGAUUUCUUAUUCAAAUAUGCACUGUCAUCAAAUAUACCAUAUGUGAUCCCUUAAAAUUUAUGUCUAUAAAGUAUAUACAUCUGUAACUGAACACCUUUCUUUGUAAACUGCAUGUACAAAGGGAGAACAAAGUGCACUACACAGACCACACAGAAACGGCACCUAGGAAGAAGCACAAAAUGCCACUAUAGGGUGGGUGGAAAUUUCCAGCAUCAUUCUCGUCUUUUCCAUGAUGCUAUAGCAUGGGUUGGACACGGGGUAUAAUAAUGACCCUCUUCCAAUCUAAUCUAAACUGUAGCACAUCCUAAAAAGCUGCUACUACUUCAUAUUUUAACUACUUAAAGCAUAAUAAUCAUGAGUCAUAAAUUUUUCAUCCAAUGAGAGUAAUAUUUGAAAUCUACUCGAUUUCGGUUUCAGUGAUUGUAAUAUAUAUAUAUAUAUAUAUAUACCUACUGUAGUUGCUUUUUAUCAUGAAUUUGUUUUUUUAGCCUUUUUGUCUCAAAAAUAACUGAAUUUCCGCAAUUUUUUUAAUAAAACAAUUAAAAUCAUAAAGAAAAAAACUUUUUUUUCUGUAAAUCUUCUAUGAAUGGAUCUAAUACUGAAAUUAUGUAUUAUGUAUGUACAAACAGGGGCGUAGCCAGCGUCAGUCAGGCUCUGCGAUCGACUGACCUACUUUUUUCAUCCCAACACGUCGUUUUUUUCACCGCCCCCGCCAACACAUGGAUGGGCGCACUGAUUAUGCAUCGGCACAAAUCUUUUCCCGGGCGGCACACACAAGCUUCGCGCCUUCGCAUGUCGUUUUUGCAGGAUUUAGCAGUAUCCACUUUGUUUUGCAGGCUGAGGUGUUGAAUCUCUACUUUGUUUCGCAGAUAGUUUUUUCGCAGGAUUACAUGCGAAAUUUAUGCCCAUGUAAAGUCAUGUGUCUUCAAUUUAUGGUCAUUUUGGACGCAUCCUAUUGGCUAAUAACUUUCGCAGAUAGGGUAAAAAUUCGCUCCUUAUAAGGCUAUAUGAAAAUACGCGAAAAAAUUAAAAAUGAAAUCAAGGUCAGUGAAGUUGCGAAGGUGAAGAAAUCAUGAUGGUGUUAUCAAACGUGAAGUCAUAUUUAGCUUCAGAAAAUUUGAACGACCUUCAAAAAGUUUCAAGCUCUUUGAGAACUAUGCUGGAUAAUAAACUGAGAGAUCCCGAUUUCUCAGUUUUAUUAGAUGAAGGCGCUGUGAAACGAAACGAAGAAGCUGAAAGUUUCAUCCCAAAGGAUCAUCUGCUAGCCAUCAGCUGUAAGGAUAAUUCUAUUCGGGCUCUCAGGUCAGUGACAGACGGUGAUUGUUUAUACAGCAGUGCUUCUCUGGCUGUUUCAGGUACGAAUGAUUUAAUAGAUGAGCUUAGAGCUUUAACUUGCAUAGAGCUUUUCGAAAAUUCUCUAUUCUACUCAAACCAUCCAAUUUUUGUAUCUUUAUUUCAAUCUUCAGAUUUGUUUUCCUGUGUAGAAAGUACAUUAAAGUUUUCAGUUAGCCAUUCCUCUGUAGACACAGGUCUUUCGGCAGCAGAUCUUGUACAGAAGGAAGCUAUUCUUAUGUGCAGUAAAAACAUAUGGUCAUCUUUUAUCUGUAUACUUGCCCUUACCAGUGUAUUAAAAAGAAAUAUUUCAACUUUAUAUCCCGAUUGUGGUCAGCUACGAUUCAAGACGCUUUUCAAUCAGAAUAUUUUUCUGAAAACGUAUGUGUCUCAUCACCAAAUUUUUCCUCUUCAUUAGGCCAAACAACAUUAGUUAAUCAAUGUGGUACUUCUGGCACUAAUGAGGAGACUUCUUCCAUUUCAAAAAAGCCAACCUUUAACUUUAAAAACUUUUUUGUCAAAGGAAAUGCUAAGUUAAAACCUAUUACACCUGAAAAUAUGAUGUAGGCACUUAUUACAAGCAAGCUCCACACCUUAGUGAUCAUGAUAUAGUCACAUAUGUUGAUAACGUAACAAAACCUGAUCAAGGAUUCACUUUUCCUAGGGACAAACUUAAUAGGCGAUUUCGAUAUGUUUGGUUUGCUCAAUUUCCGUGGCUAGCAUAUUCUAAUCACAUGGAUGCUGCGUUUUGUCUGCCUUGCACAUUAUUGCAUCAAAAAAUAAAUUUAAAAUCUGCAUUAGCUACUUAUCUUAUUUCAAAGGGGCAGAACUACUGGAAUGAUAGUGUUUCGGUCUAUAAAAAACAUGAAAAAAGUGCUCUUCAUAAGGACACCUCUUCUAUUUUGACUUCUUUAAGGACUAACCAGUCAGGUACAACCAAAAAAAUUAAUGAACUGGUAUCUACUAUGUAUUCCAAAAAGGUAGAAGCCAACAGAAUUUUUUUAGCAGCUAUUAUUGAUACAGUUAUUCUUUGUGGCUGCCUAUGCAUUUCCCUGAGAGGACACAGAGACAACUUAAAAGAUUUUCCUGAAGUUGGUGGCUAUGCUCCUUAUUCUGUUGGCAAUUUUCUUGACCUUUUAAAUUAUAGAGUAAGAGGGGGUGAUAUAGCUUUAGGUAAUCAUUUAAAAGCCUGUUCAAAAAAUGCAACUUACUUAUCACCACAAACACAGAAUGAAAUUAUUUCAUGUUGUGGUGAUUAUAUAACAGACAAAAUAAUAUCUGCAGUUAAACAAGCUAAAUUUUUUUCAAUAAUUUGUGACGAAGCUUGCGACACAUCUACCAAGGAACAAAUGUCAGUAGUACUUCUUUUUGUAGACCAACAUUGUAGCUUGCGAGAGGAAUUCAUAAGGUUUGUUCAUUGUAGUGAAGGGCUCUCAGGUUUGUCUCUUUCAAAGGUCAUUUUAAAAACCUUGAAUGAACUUUCUCUUGACAUACAGAAUUGUCGAGGUCAAUGUUAUGAUGGUGCUGGGAAUGUAGCUGGUAAAAUUAAUGGUUGUCAGGCUCAUAUUUUAAAGCAAAACAGAUUAGCUUUAUACACACACUGUUCUUCUCAUCGCCUAAAUUUAGUUGUCUGUAAUUCGUGCUCUGUACAUUAUGUCCGCAACAUGAUGGAUCAAAUCAAACAGAUAACAUAUUUUUUCAAAUUUUCUGAAAGUAGAUUGAAACUUUUACGAAAGAAUGUUGCUGACUUUACUAACAAUCCUAAUUAUGCCCAAUUAUGCUCGAAGAAUAGAAAAUGGAAGUAAAAAGUCUUACUUGUACUUAGAAAAUAAAAUAUAAGCUAUUAUUGACAAAA
This is a messenger RNA of Hydractinia symbiolongicarpus, 3800 nucleotides long. Its product is annotated as A-kinase anchor protein 14-like. Gene Ontology annotation, molecular function: protein kinase A regulatory subunit binding. The record is from RefSeq and is a predicted model, not a curated record. Lineage: Eukaryota; Metazoa; Cnidaria; Hydrozoa; Anthoathecata; Hydractiniidae. The transcript is spliced from 2 exons. Gene Ontology annotation, cellular component: cAMP-dependent protein kinase complex. The coding region runs from base 2680 to 3750 and encodes 356 amino acids.